AUGAUUGACUUUGAAUUGUCGCAAGAACAGUUGGCAGUCAGAAAUGGCGUGCGAAGCUGGGCGAAGGCAAAUCUGACAGGCGCACGAUCGCUGUAUGAAGGUCAGGGCGACUCCACUGGCGAAUGGCAACACCGCUUCCGGUCGACUCGGCCAAUAUACGCCGAGGCAGUAAAAGCCGGUUUGGUCAAGGCUCAGAUUCCGAAAGAACUCGGUGGUGCCGGAGGACCAUUGAUAGAGGCCGCUCUGGUUGUUGAGGAGUUCUACGCGGUCGAAACGAGCACUUCUCUGACUAUUCUUGGCACGGGUCUUGGACUGACUCCUCUGAUCAUGGCUGGGAGUCCAGCACAACAUGAAAAAUUCUUCAAGCCUUUUUUGGACGGCACCGGCACGCCGCUGGCGAGCCUGGUCUUCUCUGAGCCUGGCGGAAGUGCCAACUUUGCUGAGGAGGGAGCACCCGGUUUCCAGACUGUUGCAAGGGCAGAGGGAGACGAAUAUGCCAUCAGCGGUGAUAAGAUCUGGGCAACCAACAGUUCAGGCUGGGAUGAUCGAGGGGCCGCUGUGCAGUGUGUGCUUGCCCGCGUUGUUGAUUCAGCUGCCGCCGAGGACGUCCGUGGGCAGACUGCCAUAAUCAUCGUAACAAGACAAGACAUCGCCGCGAAUGACCCAGGCGCUUAUCAGGUCCUAUAUCAUCCGGAGACUAUUGGGCAUACAGCCGUGAAUGGCCCUCAUAUUCGGUUCAAGGACUUGCGCGUGCCGAAGACAAACCUGCUGGCUCCUCCGGGCAAGGGCGCGGACGUAGUGGAAAUGACUUUCACAGCUUCAGCGUGUUUGGUCGGUGCCAUGGGCGUUGGCAUCAUGCGGCAGACUUUUGAGCGAGCUCUUGCAUGGGCCAAGACCGAGAACCGCGGUUCAAAAGAGACCAUGUUGAAGAAGCAGAGUGUGGCGGACCUGCUGAUCAAGAUCAAGACUCGAUGCGAAGCUGCUCGGGCACUCGUUUGGAAAGCGGCUCAUGCUUUUGGCCGCACACAGUAUGGAGCCGAACUAUGUUAUGAAGCUAAGAUCUUCGGGUCGGAGAGCGCGGUUGAGUCGGUUAUGGAUGCUAUCAACCUCAUAGGCGUGUCUGCGUACUCCCGCAAGCAACCGUUCGGCGACUUGCUCAACGACGCGGUGGUAUUGCCGAUCUUUGAUGGAGGAAAUGUGGGCGUUCGAAGGCGACAGAUCGAAGCAAUUUUUGCUAAAGAGGGCUACGAUCCAUGGGAGACAAGCUAUGGUGCGGACGAGCAAGGUGCGACUACGAGAUCGUAG
Molecule: messenger RNA, 1305 nt
Organism: Cladophialophora yegresii CBS 114405
Lineage: Eukaryota; Fungi; Ascomycota; Eurotiomycetes; Chaetothyriales; Herpotrichiellaceae
Exons: 2
Coding region: 1-1305 (434 amino acids)
Biological process (GO): butyrate catabolic process; fatty acid beta-oxidation using acyl-CoA dehydrogenase
Molecular function (GO): flavin adenine dinucleotide binding
Source: RefSeq, a predicted model, not a curated record